UUCAAGUUUAAUAUCAAAGAGAAUUUUGCUAGCUUAUUUGGCCACACUGAUUGAGAAACUGAAAAUUUGAAUUUCGCGAUACAACAACACGGAUCCUCGAAGUUCGUGAAUUUUAGAGCUGGAUGCCCAUGCGUCUCUUCAAGUCUCUCGUGAUUUCGCGCAUUGUUUCGCAAAAGUGGCCAUGCAUUCAAUGAAACGUAGAUCAUCCAGUAAUCCCGUAAGGAUAUCCGCAAUCGAACGGGAGGACAAAAGCUUGCCUCGGACUGAUCAGCGGAAAACGCAAACAGUAAACUCGAAAAAAUCGAUCGUCGAGACCUCUCACAUUCCCAGAUCUCGUUUCAGAAGUUUUUCCAACGAUAGAGCAGGAUCACUCGGCAGAAAAUCAUAUUUGAAAACUACUACAGGUAGAACCCAGUUAUCAACAACUCCAAUUACGCCAAGACUUACUAAAUUCACUACAAACCUAGUAUCUACAGCGAGUUUGAGCAGAUCUCAUUCACCAUUAUCAAUAGGUCGAUCACCAUCUGGUGAUCGUGCUAGUGGUGUAAGUGCUAAGGGACCUAAAAAGGAUACAAGACCCCUGAAUGAUAAAGACUAUCGGAUAGUUUUACUGAACAAGAUAGAUGACUUUUUUUCUAUACUAUCAGUUAAAUCAAAUCAAUUACCAAUGCUAAAUAGUAAUGGGAGUUUAAAACCGAUUACAUCAAAGAUGUUUGUAGAGGUCUCUGGCUUUCUUCUCAGAUUUUUUUUCAACAUUAAGCAUGAUCUCACGACGACAAAUUAUAUAGAAGAAUUACCAAAAUAUGCCAAGAAGUUGCACUAUCCUGGGGUAAUGACUAAAUCAUGGCUGAGGACAGUCAGUGCAAUGCAUUCAUGGCCUUAUGUUCUCGGUUGGAUUGGAUGGCUGGUAGAAGUAUGCCAAGUGAGAGAGAUUGCGUUUGAUACAUAUAAAUUGGAAACUUUGCCAUUCAUAGGAACAGAGCAAGAAACUCAAAGAUACAAUCUGGAGUUUCAAACACUGUUAAAAUGCUAUAAAGCUUGGAAUGAUGAAAAGCAUGAUGAGGAGGCAGAAUUGUUGGAGGAAUACUUGCAGAAUAUAUCGGUCCAACAGGGCGUUACCGACGAUGACAUAAUUCAAGCGCGUGAAGAACUGAAGAAAGAAGAGGUGAAAUUGCAGAUGCUCAAAGAAGAAUCACAGAAAGUCGAUAAAAAGGUUGAACAGUUACAACAGAAAUUAGCAUUUUUGCAUGCUAGAGAAACUGAACAAUUAAACGAUAUUGAAACCAUGGAGAAUUGUAUAAAAACAUUUUCCGCUGAGACAAAUCAAUUAAACACAGAAUACAAAACUCUAGAUGAACAGAUUCGAAUAGGAAAUGUACAACUUGAACAAUUAAGAUCAACUGUAAAAAAUCAAGCUAUAUCCAAGAGACAAAAAGAAGAUAUUAUUAAAGAGUGCACAGAACGUCAAAAUUAUAUGCAUCAAUUUGACGAGCAUUUAAAAGAUUAUGAAAAGAAAACAUAUACUUUAGAUAUGCAGUUAACAUCCCUCAGUAAUAAUCUUAAUAAAGCGAUAUUGGCAUAUAAUAAGGAAGUCUUUAUGCAUACUGAUAACGAUAUUAUAAAUUUUGAUGAAUUAAAAUUGCCAGAGAAAGGAUUGCUAGAGCCACAAAUAAUGGAUGUAAUGAAAGAGAAGACUUCUUUAAUAAUAAAAAUCAAAGAAAUAUUAACGAAAAAAUUGAAUGAGAUAGAAUCUCUUAUUUGUUCCGAAACCGUAAAAUUGGAAAAAUUACAGGAAAAAGUUAAAUUUUUGCUAGAUGGACAUAAUGCAUUGAAAGAUGAGAUAUCUCAUAUUGAUGAAAUGAAGGAAAAUAUGAAAAAAGAGAAAGUGAAAUUUACAAAACAGAUUGAGGAUUUGAGAAACGAGAUUAAAGAGAUGCAGAAUAUGAUGCCGGAUAUAAAAGCGAUAGAUCUCGAGAUAGAAGAAGCACAAGACAAAUUAGAUGCAGUUAUAAGAAGAAAGACAUAUUUAGAACAAACUGCCAAAAGGUUUUUCGAAGAAUUUUACAAGAGUGUGGGCUACCAUAGAGAAGAACUUUAUAAGAUUCUAACAAGAGACAGAACGAAAUAAAAUUAUAUCUGUAUAAA
Messenger RNA from Pogonomyrmex barbatus (red harvester ant), 2145 nucleotides. It is a transcript of the gene Ndc80, whose product is annotated as kinetochore protein Ndc80. Gene Ontology annotation, biological process: attachment of mitotic spindle microtubules to kinetochore. The record is from RefSeq and is a predicted model, not a curated record. Gene Ontology annotation, cellular component: Ndc80 complex. Lineage: Eukaryota; Metazoa; Arthropoda; Insecta; Hymenoptera; Formicidae.